GUUCUCUCAAUGGUGUUUGCUCUGAGGGUGGGACACAAGGCUGUUUAGUGUCUCGUAAAACAUUUACCAAAAGCACUGAGCCAUGGUUUUGAAGGGCAUUCCGUUGCCAGAGUGUGGGAGGAGAGCGAGCCGGGGAAAGGAGAGCUCCAGGUGUUUGGCAGGUCUCCGCCAGCCGUGGAUGCCUUUGACACCAUGACCGCAGAGGACGCCGCCGCAGCCAUGAGCAGCGACUCCGCGGCGGGCGGCGCGGCCUCGGCCAAGGCGCCCGAGGGCGUGGCCGGGGCGCCCAACGAGGCGGCGCUGCUGGCGCUGCUGGCGCGCACGGGCUACCGCAUGGUGCAGGAGAACGGGCAGCGCAAGUACGGCGGCCCGCCGCCCGGCUGGGAGGGCCCGCACCCGCAGCGCGGCUGCGAGGUCUUCGUGGGCAAGAUCCCGCGCGACGUGUACGAGGACGAGCUGGUGCCCGUGUUCGAGGCGGUGGGCCGCAUCUACGAGCUGCGCCUCAUGAUGGACUUCGACGGCAAGAACCGCGGCUACGCCUUCGUCACGUACUGCCACAAGGGCGAGGCCAAGCGCGCCGUGCGCGAGCUCAACAACCACGAGAUCCGCCCGGGCCGCCUGCUCGGCGUGUGCUGCAGCGUGGACAACUGCCGCCUCUUCAUCGGCGGCAUCCCCAAGAUGAAGAAGCGCGAGGAGAUCCUGGAGGAGAUCGCCAAGGUCACCGAGGGCGUGCUGGACGUCAUCGUCUACGCCAGCGCGGCCGACAAGAUGAAGAACCGCGGCUUCGCCUUCGUCGAGUACGAGAGCCACCGCGCCGCCGCCAUGGCGCGCCGCAAGCUCAUGCCCGGCCGCAUCCAGCUGUGGGGCCACCAGAUCGCCGUGGACUGGGCCGAGCCCGAGAUCGACGUGGACGAGGACGUCAUGGAGACCGUGAAGAUCCUCUACGUGCGCAACCUCAUGAUCGAGACCACCGAGGACACCAUCAAGAAGAGCUUCGGCCAGUUCAACCCGGGCUGCGUGGAGCGCGUCAAGAAGAUCCGCGACUACGCCUUCGUGCACUUCGCCAGCCGCGAGGACGCGGUGCUCGCCAUGAACAGCCUCAACGGCACCGAGCUGGAGGGCUCGUGCCUCGAGGUGACGCUGGCCAAGCCCGUGGACAAGGAGCAGUACUCGCGCUACCAGAAGGCGGCCAAGGGCGGCGGCGCGGCCGAGGCGGCGGCGCCGCAGCCGGGCUACGUGUACUCCUGCGACCCCUACACGCUGGCCUACUACGGCUACCCCUACAACGCGCUCAUCGGGCCCAACAGAGACUACUUUGUGAAAGCAGGCAGCAUAAGAGGCCGGGGUCGAGGUGCAGCUGGCAGCAGAGCCCCAGGGCCCAGGGGUUCCUACCUUGGGGGAUAUUCAGCUGGCCGUGGUAUUUAUAGCCGAUAUCACGAAGGAAAAGGAAAGCAGCAAGAAAAAGGAUAUGAACUUGUACCGAAUUUGGAAAUCUCUGCCGUCAAUCCAGUUGCCAUUAAACCUGGUACAGUGGCCAUCCCUGCCAUUGGGGCCCAGUAUUCCAUGUUCCAGGCAGCGCCAGCCCCUAAAAUGAUCGAGGAUGGGAAAAUCCACACAAUGGAGCACAUGAUCAGCCCCAUCGCCGUGCAGCCAGACCCAGCCAGUGCCGCCGCCGCUGCCGCCGCCGCCGCCGCCGCUGCCGUCAUCCCUGCCGUGUCCACGCCGCCACCUUUCCAGGGCCGGCCCAUCACUCCGGUGUACACGGUGGCGCCCAACGUGCAGCGGAUUCCCGCGGCCGGGCUCUACGGGGCCGGGUACGUCCCGUUCGCGGCGCCCGCCACCGCCACGCUCGCCACACUACAGAAGAACGCGGCGGCCGCCGCCGUGUACGGGGGCUACGCGGGCUACAUACCUCAGGCCUUCCCCGCCGCCACCAUCCAGGUGCCGAUCCACGACGUCUACCCGACGUACUGACCCGGCGGGGCGCGCGGAGGCCGCGGAGGCCGCGGAGGCCGCGGAGGCCGGGCCCAGCCACCCCGCCGCGGGACACUGUGCUAUUUAUGAAGAACCAACGUGCCGCAGGAGCACGCCUCGGAAACCCGAAAGUGAAGAAUGUUGUCAGACAUCAUCCUGAAAAGAUUUUAUAUUCAUGAAGUUUUCACUAGUUUUGUUGUCGUUGUCGUUUUGUCUUUUCGUUUUUGUUUUUUUAAGACUAUUUUCAACGUAGCGG
Molecule: messenger RNA, 2230 nt
Organism: Canis lupus familiaris (dog)
Lineage: Eukaryota; Metazoa; Chordata; Mammalia; Carnivora; Canidae
Gene: RBM47
Product: RNA binding motif protein 47
Cellular component (GO): nucleus
Molecular function (GO): mRNA binding
Source: RefSeq, marked provisional